Molecule: messenger RNA, 2479 nt
Organism: Phlebotomus argentipes
Lineage: Eukaryota; Metazoa; Arthropoda; Insecta; Diptera; Psychodidae
Gene: ClC-b
Product: H(+)/Cl(-) exchange transporter 7
Exons: 4
Coding region: 194-2401 (735 amino acids)
Biological process (GO): chloride transport; transmembrane transport
Cellular component (GO): intracellular membrane-bounded organelle; lysosomal membrane
Molecular function (GO): voltage-gated chloride channel activity
Source: RefSeq, a predicted model, not a curated record
CCCCGCGCUUCGCCAUUGCUGUCACUUUUCCCAAACAAUAGACUUUGUCGAUUUUGUAGUGCGUGUUUUGGGGGCGUUUUCCCCAGUUUUAUUAGCCGUUUGUGAUAGAUUCCCUCAAGAUAGUGUUCUAUGAGCAAUUGGAGAGCAUUUGCUAAUCGUAGUUUGUAGAAUCCACAAGCGGAAAAGGUGUAAAAUGCUGCCAAAACGCAAUCGUGUUACGCCUGAAGAGUCUGAUGAUGAACUCAUUGCAGACGAUGAAGCCUCUGUGAAUCCUGUGGAACUAAAUACGCAGAUUCCCGUGUUCAUGCGUCGCGAGAGACCGCCAGCAAAGUCCAUCUAUGAAAGUCUCGACUACGAGGUGAUCGAGAAUGAGCUCUACAAGGAGGAUCGACAGAAGAGACCACCGAACUUCGAGCUGUGGAAGGAUUUCUUCCGAUGGCUCAUCUUCAUCUCCAUUGGCAUCUCUACGGCCCUCGUAGCAUGUCUCAUCAACAUCCUUAUCGACCAAUUCUCGGAUCUCAAGUACAAUUUUCUGAAGCAUUCUGUCGACAGCAACGUGAUGAAUGGUGAUUUAUCGCUGCCCUACAUCUACUGGAUGAUCACUAACAUGAUUCCCGUGCUCAUCGGCUCAAUUCUCGUGACUUACGUGGAACCUGUGGCGGCGGGCAGUGGAAUUCCGCAGGUGAAGUGCUAUCUGAAUGGGAUAAAGAUCCCGCGGCUUAUCAGGAUCAAGACGCUGGCCGUGAAGGUCGUGGGCGUGGCGACGUCAGUGAUAGGAGGAUUGGCGGGAGGCAAGGAAGGUCCCAUGAUCCACUCUGGAGCCAUAAUAGCUGCGGGAAUAUCUCAAGGCAAGAGCACGACGUUCAACAUGGAUUUCGGUGUGCUGCGCUACUUCAGAGACGACCACGAGAAGAGGGACUUUGUCGUGGGCGGAGCAGCUGCAGGAGUUGCAGCAGCUUUCGGGGCACCAAUCGGCGGGGUGAUUUUCUCGCUGGAGGAAGUGGCGAGUUUCUGGAACCAGAGUCUCAUCUGGCGUACAAUGGUGGCGUCGGUAAUCAGCUCCUUCACCCUCAACAUCGUCCUGUCCACGUACUACGGCUUGUCGGGAUUGGUGUAUCCUGGUCUCUUCAACUUGGGCAAGUUUGAGCCGCUACCCUUCACAUACUUCGAGUUGCCCAUCUUCGUGCUCAUGGGCGCUAUGGGCGGCCUCCUGGGGGCGCUCUGGAACUUCGUCAACAUCAAGCUAAACAUCUUCCGUGGGAGAUUCGUGAAGAAGAAGUGGGGCAAAGUACUAGACGCGCUUCUCAUUGCCGCCGUGAGUGCGACUCUCGGCUCAAUUCUCAUGUUCAGCAUCAACGAUUGCAAGCCUCUGGGCAAUGAUCCCAUCAAAUAUCCCGUGCAGCUCUUCUGCGAGGACAACGAGUACAACGCCGUAGCGGCUCUCUGGUUCCAAACCCCAGAAGCCAGUGUGAAGAGUCUGUUCCACGAUCCGCCGGGAUCUCACAAAAUCCUCUCGCUAGCGCUCUUCGUCCUGGUCUACUACCCACUCUCGUGCUUCACAUUUGGCCUCAAUGUGUCGCUCGGAAUCUUCAUUCCCACACUCCUAGUCGGAGCGGCCUGGGGAAGACUGACGGGCAUGACAAUCUCCGCUAUUUUCCCCACUGUGGAUCUCCAUCCAGGGAAAUACGCUCUCAUCGGCGCGGCUUCGCAACUCGGAGGCGUUCUGAGGAUGACCAUCAGUCUCAGCGUGAUCCUCAUUGAGUCCACAGGCAACAUUUCCUUCGCCUUUCCACUCAUUGUGACUCUGAUCACGGCCAAGUGGGUGGGAGAUUACUUCAACGAAGGCAUUUACGAUACCCAAAUCUCCGUGUGGCGCGUCCCGAUGCUUCCCUGGUCACUGAAUCCUCUCUACCAGAAUCUCAACUCUUACGACAUCAUGAACACGCCUGUGGUGUCGAUAAGAUUGAGGGAGAAGGCAAAGGACAUCUACCAAAUGCUGACGAAUUGCUCCUUCAACGGAUUUCCUGUGGUUGAUGAACGUGGCUGUCUCAGGGGAUUGAUCCUGAGGUGGCAACUCGUGGUGAUCCUCAUGAAGAGUCUCUACGAUGAGAAGAAACGAUUCUGGGAGGAGGAAGUGUCAAUUGAAACGUUUAGGAAUGAGUAUCCACGAUAUCCUUCCAUCGAGCAAGUGAGGCUGUCUUUGGACAAGACAGAUUACACAGUGGAUCUCAAGAUGUUCAUGAAACCAUCACCGCAUUCUGUGACCAAAGACACUUCGGUGCCAAGGAUUUUCCAACUCUUCCGCGCCCUGGGACUUCGCCACUUGCCGGUUGUGAAUGUGAACAAUGAAGUUGUGGGCAUUAUCACGCGAAAAGACUUUCUCAAGAUUCACAAUCACUAAUGUAGAAAGAUCGGCGAUUGGUGAGUCAUGUGUAGUUAUUUUUGCUAAAAUAUUCUAUAGAAAGUAUUUUUAAACAAC